Messenger RNA from Nyctereutes procyonoides (raccoon dog), 2616 nucleotides. It is a transcript of the gene LRRC4B, whose product is annotated as leucine rich repeat containing 4B. Gene Ontology annotation, molecular function: protein binding. NCBI's taxonomy places the organism in Eukaryota, Metazoa, Chordata, Mammalia, Carnivora, Canidae. The record is from RefSeq and is a predicted model, not a curated record. Gene Ontology annotation, cellular component: plasma membrane. The coding region runs from base 328 to 2481 and encodes 717 amino acids. The transcript has 3 exons.
GAAGGCGGGCGGCGGGCCGGCGGGCGAGGGCGCCGGGCCGGGCGGCAGGCGGGCGGGCGAGCGAGGAGACAGAGCGGCCCCCCGAACCCCACCACCGCGCUGCGGAAGCCCCCUCCCCAUCCAGGAGCCGGGGAGGGGGGAGAACUCAAGAGACCCAGGCCUGGCCGCAGCCCCGCCCCCCGCGCCUCCCCGCAGCGGGCCUCGCACCCCAAAUCCCUGUGCCUCAUUGGGGGGGGGUCCUCCCCCCGCGGGCCGGGCAUGCUGCCCCCAGGAAGGAGCCCCUUUCCUCGCUCCCCCCGGCGCCCACGCGGAGCAUGAACAUUGAGGAUGGCGUGCGCCCGCAGCUCCCCGUGCCCCCCACUGCCGCCCGGUAGGAUGUCCUGGCCCCAUGGGGCCCUGCUCUUCCUCUGGCUCUUCUCCCCACCCCUGGGAGCCGGCGGGGGCGGCGUGGCCAUGACGUUGGCAGCCGGAGGGGGCUCCCCGCCGGCCACCUCCUGUCCCGCGGCCUGCUCCUGUAGCAACCAGGCCAGCCGAGUGAUCUGCACGCGGAGAGAGCUGGCUGAGGUCCCAGCCAGCAUCCCUGUCAACACGCGGUACCUGAACCUGCAGGAGAAUGGCAUCCAGGUGAUCCGGACAGACACAUUCAAGCACCUGCGACACCUGGAGAUCCUGCAGCUGAGCAAGAACCUGGUGCGCAAGAUCGAGGUGGGCGCCUUCAAUGGGCUGCCCAGCCUCAACACGCUAGAGCUGUUCGACAACCGGCUCACGACAGUGCCCACGCAGGCCUUUGAGUACCUGUCCAAGCUGCGGGAGCUCUGGCUACGCAACAACCCCAUCGAGAGCAUCCCCUCAUACGCCUUCAACCGCGUGCCCUCGCUGCGGCGCCUCGACCUGGGCGAGCUCAAACGGCUGGAGUACAUCUCGGAGGCGGCCUUCGAGGGCCUGGUCAACCUGCGCUACCUCAACCUGGGCAUGUGCAACCUCAAGGACAUCCCUAACCUGACAGCCCUGGUGCGCCUGGAGGAGCUGGAGCUGUCAGGCAACCGGCUGGACCUGAUCCGCCCAGGCUCCUUCCAGGGCCUCACCAGCCUGCGCAAGCUGUGGCUCAUGCACGCCCAGGUGGCCACCAUUGAGCGCAAUGCCUUCGACGACCUCAAGUCGCUGGAGGAGCUCAACCUGUCCCACAACAACCUGAUGUCGCUGCCCCACGACCUCUUCACCCCCCUGCACCGCCUGGAGCGCGUCCACCUCAACCACAACCCCUGGCACUGCAACUGCGACGUGCUCUGGCUGAGCUGGUGGCUCAAGGAGACAGUGCCCAGCAAUACAACGUGCUGCGCCCGCUGCCACGCGCCAGCCGGCCUCAAGGGCCGCUACAUUGGGGAGCUGGACCAGUCGCACUUCACCUGCUAUGCGCCAGUCAUCGUGGAGCCGCCCACGGACCUGAAUGUCACAGAGGGCAUGGCCGCGGAGCUCAAGUGUCGCACGGGCACCUCCAUGACCUCCGUCAACUGGCUGACGCCCAAUGGCACCCUCAUGACCCACGGCUCCUACCGUGUGCGCAUCUCAGUCCUACACGAUGGCACACUCAACUUCACCAAUGUCACGGUGCAGGACACGGGCCAGUACACGUGCAUGGUGACGAACUCCGCGGGCAACACCACCGCCUCGGCCACGCUCAACGUGUCAGCCGUGGACCCCGUGGCGGCUGGCGGCGGUGGCCCUGGAGGCGGCAGCGGUGGCCCUGGGGGCAGCGGGGGCAGCCCGGGAAGCGGUGGGGGCGGCGGCUACACCUACUUUACCACCGUCACCGUGGAGACCCUGGAGACGCAGCCCGGAGAGGAGACCCUGCAGCCGCGGGGGACGGAGAAGGAGCCACCCGGGCCCACCACGGACGGCGUCUGGGGCGGGGGCCGGCCAGGGGACGCCGCAGGCCCUGCCUCGUCGUCCACCACGGCGCCCGCCCCACGCUCCUCGCGGCCCACGGAGAAGGCGUUCACGGUGCCCAUCACGGACGUGACGGAGAACGCCCUCAAGGACCUGGACGACGUCAUGAAGACCACCAAGAUCAUCAUCGGCUGUUUCGUGGCCAUCACGUUCAUGGCUGCCGUGAUGCUCGUGGCCUUCUACAAGCUGCGCAAGCAGCACCAGCUCCACAAGCACCACGGGCCCACGCGCACCGUGGAGAUCAUCAACGUGGAGGACGAGCUGCCUGCCGCCUCGGCUGUGUCUGUGGCCGCCGCUGCUGCAGUGGCCGGUGGGGGGGGCGUGGGCGGGGACAGUCACCUGGCCCUGCCCGCCCUGGAGCGCGACCACCUCAACCACCACCACUACGUGGCAGCCGCCUUCAAGGCGCACUACAGCGGCAACCCCAGCGGCGGGGGCUGCGGGGGCAAGGGCCCCCCGGGGCUCAACUCCAUCCACGAACCUCUGCUCUUCAAGAGUGGCUCCAAGGAGAAUGUGCAAGAGACGCAGAUCUGAAGCCGCUGGGCGGGGUGGGGGGCACGGGGCGCGCCCCCGGGGACCCGGGCCCCCCUGGGACCCUCCCCACAGCCCUGGCCCCGCCCUCGGACCGCGCGGGGCAGGUGGGGGCCGGAGGGGCCGCAGCCCCGCCCG